This is a messenger RNA of Dictyostelium discoideum AX4, 1449 nucleotides long. Its product is annotated as equilibrative nucleoside transporter family protein. The transcript has 2 exons. The record is from RefSeq and is a predicted model, not a curated record. NCBI's taxonomy places the organism in Eukaryota, Evosea, Eumycetozoa, Dictyosteliales, Dictyosteliaceae. Gene Ontology annotation, biological process: nucleoside transmembrane transport. Bases 1 to 1449 code for a protein of 482 amino acids. Gene Ontology annotation, cellular component: membrane. Gene Ontology annotation, molecular function: nucleoside transmembrane transporter activity.
AUGGAAAAUAAUUUUAUUGAUACAGUUAUUGGAGAAAAUAUAAUUACAGAUUCAAUAAAUUCAACAUCUAAUAGUUUAAAAAGUAGUGUUAGUAGUACAGAAACAACAUGUAAUAAAUCAAUUAUAAAUAAUGAAGAAAAUUAUAAUGAUGAUCAAAAAAAAGAAAUUUUGGAAAUAAUUAAUUUAUCUGAUGAUGAUGAAAUUUCAUCAGAUACUAUUAAAACAGAAUUUGAAAUUGAAGAUAUAAAUAAAAAUCAAAUUAAAAAAAUUGAUAAAAAUAUUGCAUUUUUAAUAUUUAUAUUAGGAAUGGGUAAUAUUUUACCAUUUCAAACAUUUUUAGCAAGUUUAGAUUAUUUAGAUAAUAUAUUUCCUCAAUAUAAAAUGGCAUCUACAUUUCCAUGUAUUUAUAUGGUUGUUAUUUGUGUAACAUUUAUAGUAUUAUUAAGAUUUCAAAAUAAAUUUAAAUCACAUAUAAUAUUGUCAAUUGGAUUCCCAUGUUAUAUAGUAUUAAUGAUUUUAACACCAAUUGUAACAAUUGUAUCACAUACACCAAUUACAACAUAUUUAGUAAUUUUAUUAUUGAUGGCGUUAUGUUCAUUUGUUGAUGGCUUAUCUCAAGGUACAAUCUAUGCAUAUGCUUCUAAAUUCGGUCCAAGAUACUCAACAAUAGCUGUAACAGGUAACGGUGUUGCAGGUGUUUUUGUAGUAUUAACAAGAUUAAUUUGUAAAUUAUCAUUUUCAUCAGACAAUAAUAGUAAAAAAAUUGGUUUAAUAGUUUAUUUUAUAAUAUCAGCAAUUAUAAUUUUAAUUGCAAUUACAACAUUUUUUUAUUCUUUGAAAAUUGAAAGAAUUAGAAAAAUUUUAAUUACUAAUAAUAAUAACAAUAACAAUAAAAAUCAAAUUGAAAAUGAUAAUCAAGUUAAUAAUAUUAAUGGAAAAGAAAAACAUCCAUUUAAGGAAGUAUUUAAAAAAACAUAUGGAUUUGGAUUUAUGGUUUUUUAUAAUUUUGUUAUUGUAUUAUUUUUAUUUCCUGGUAUUGUUGUUAGAAUUGAAUCAUUACAUGGUAUAAAAAGUGACUGGUGGGUUUUUAUAAUAAUAGCAGUUUAUAAUACUUCAGAUUGUAUUGGUAAAACAUUGUUUUCAAUAUUCAAUUAUAUUAUUUUACCUUUGAAAUUGGUUUGGGUAGUUUUAAUUGGUAAAUCAAUAUUUGUUUUAUUGUUCUUUUUAUGUAUUUACAAUGAUAAUUUUAAUCAUGAACAAAUGGUUAUAAUAUUUUUAAUAAUUUUUGGUGUAUUAAGUGGUGGUGUAGUAUCUUAUGGUGUCUCUGAAGGUCCAAAAAGAGUUGAAGAGAAAUAUAAACCAUCUUGUAGUGUCUUUUUAUCCUUGGCUUUAAAUAUAGGUUUAAUGUCAGGUUCUUCUUUAAAUUUAUUGGUUUCAUUUUUUAUGUAA